Coregonus clupeaformis (lake whitefish) is the source of this 2068-nucleotide messenger RNA. RefSeq names its product E3 ubiquitin-protein ligase TRIM39-like. The transcript is spliced from 2 exons. Gene Ontology annotation, molecular function: protein binding; zinc ion binding; ubiquitin-protein transferase activity. Gene Ontology annotation, biological process: protein ubiquitination. The record is from RefSeq and is a predicted model, not a curated record. Lineage: Eukaryota; Metazoa; Chordata; Actinopteri; Salmoniformes; Salmonidae. Bases 128 to 1759 code for a protein of 543 amino acids.
UUGUGUACAGGACCAAACUCUACAGCACUUCAAAAAUCCCUUAAACAGCUACACGUUCAGACUAUAUGCAGAGUCUCCAAACCUUUGACACCAAGGACAGUGUUAUCCACAAACAUACUGUACAGAUAUGGCCACCUCCAGCAGUCUCCUGUCUAAAGAGCAGUUCCUGUGCUCUAUCUGUCUGGAUGUGUUCACUGAGCCGGUCACCAUUCCAUGUGGACACAACUUCUGCAAGGCCUGUAUCACAAAGUACUGGGAUAGCAUCGACCUGUUCCAGUGUCCAAUGUGUAAAAAAACAUUUGAUAAGAGACCAGAUCUGUUUGUCAAUACUUUCAUUUCUGAGAUGGCUGCUCAGUUCAGGAAGUCAUUUCAGGAGAAAGCUACCAGCAGCCCAGAACAAUGUCCUGCUCAACCCCUAGAUAUUACCUGUGACUUCUGCACUGGGACGAAGCUCAAGGCCCUGAAGUCCUGUCUGGUGUGUCAGACCUCUUACUGUGAGACUCACCUGGAGCCUCAUCAGAGAGUCGCAGCCUUAAAGAGACACAAGCUGAUCAAUCCUGUGGAGAACCUGGAAGACAGGAUGUGUAAGAAGCACGACAGACUCCUGGAGCUGUUCUGUAGGAGGGACCAGACAUGUCUUUGUGUCUUGUGCUUGAAAACAGACCACAUGACUCAUGACACUGUCCCUCUAGAGGAAGAGUAUGGAGAGAAGAUGGCUAAACUGGGGAAGACUGAGGCAGAAGUUCAGCAGAUGAUCCAGGAGAGACUGCAGAAGGUGAAGGAGAUCAACGACUCAGUAGAUCUAAGCAAGAGAGCGGCAGAGAAAGAGAUAUCAGACAGUAUACAGGUCUUCACUGAUCUGGUGCGCUCCAUUGAGAGAAGCCAGGCGGAGCUCAUUGAGGUGAUUGAGGAGAAGCAGAAAGCAGCAGAGAGGCAGGCUGAAGGGCUCAUUAAAGAGCUGGAGCAGGAAAUCACUGAGCUAAAGAGGAGAAGCACUGAGCUGGAGCAGCUCUCACACACUGAGGACCACCUCCACCUCCUCCAGAGCAUUCCAUCCCUCUGCACCCCUCCACCCACCAAGGACUGGUCUGAGAUCAGUGUUCACAGUGAUCUGUGUAUGGGGACUGUGAGGAGAGCUGUGUCUCAGCUGGAGGAGACACUGAAUAAAGAGAUGGAGAAGCUGCCUGAAGUCAAACUGAAGAGGAUUCAGCAGUAUGCAGUGGAUGUGACUCUGGACCCUGAUACAGCACAUCCCAGUCUCAUCCUUUCUGAAGAUGGGAAACAAGUGAGACACGGAGGCACACGGCGUAAUCUUCCAUAUAAUCCAAAAAGGUUUGAUAGAGCUUUAUAUGUCCUAGGAAAUGAGGGCUUCUCCUCAGGGAGAUUUUACUAUGAGGUGAAUGUUCAGGUGAAAACUAUGUGGACUUUAGGAGUGGCCAGAGAGUCCAUCAACAGGAAGAUCACAAAGAGCCCAUUAAAUGGAUGCUGGGCUGUGGUCCUGAGGGAUGGGAGUAAGUACUCAGCCUGUACCUACUCCUGUGUCUGCUUAUACCUCAGAGAGAAGCCCCAGAAGGUGGGGGUGUUUGUGGAUUAUGAGGAGGGUCAGGUCUCCUUUUAUGAUGUAGACGCCAGGUCUCAUAUCUACUCUUUCACUGGUUGCACCUUCACAGAGAAACUAUAUCCAUUCCUUGGCCCUGGCAAUGAUAAAGGUGAAAACUCUGCCCCUCUGAUAAUCUCUCCUUUCAAUCACACAGACUGAGUUCUAAACUGAACUAAAUGACCAGUACAUUUAGUAAAUGUAGAAUAAUCAUAAUCUGUUGUCAUACACCAGGGAGAAUAUUUAACUGUAAUGUUAUUACUGGUGGUGGUUGUUUGUGUCCACCAGCAUUGUAAGAUAUAAGAACAUCUCUCCAGGCUCAUAAUAAGGUAGGAUUCAUAUCUGGGAGUUACAUUUCGUAGGAAUUUUUGAUCAUGAAAUAAUAUAAGCAAUAUGUUUGUUUUUUAAGCUCAUUUAUUGUUUGCACUGUAUAUCUCUAAUAACCUUUAAUAAACUUGAAUCCUGCAUUUG